AAUAUGGAAGAGGAGUCUCCUGCUGAAGAGCGUCACUAUGAGAUCAGAGAGGAGGGAGGUGCACCGUGUCCCAGCGGUGUGUCUAUAAAGACUACACAAUCAAUGGAGCCACCCAAUACCUUCAGAACUGGAGCUGUGAAUCCUGGAGCCAUUAGGAAAAAUGAAGUUGACAUUAAAACAGUCAAAACCACUUACAAAACCAGCAUGAAGAACAAGUAUGAGCGCUUGUUUGGGGGAAUCAAGCUACAAGAGAAUGAAACCCUCCUGAACAUCAUCUACACACAGCUCUACAUCAUUGAGGGAGAGAGAGAAGGGGUGAAUGAACAACAUGAGGUUUUACAGAUAGAGAACACAACCAGAACACAAGACACUCAAAUCUGCUGCAAUGACAUCUUUAAAGCCUCAUCUAAACCAGGACGUGAUGAGGAAGAGAAAAUAAAGACUGUUCUUACUAAAGGCAUGGCUGGAAUUGGAAAAACUGUCUCUGUGCAGAAGUUCAUUCUGGACUGGGCCGAAGGAAAAGCCAAUCAGGAUGUAGAUUUCAUGUUUGUGCUUCCGUUUCGAGAGCUGAACUUGAUUAAAGAUGAUGAGUACAGUCUUCACAGACUUCUGCUGGACUUUCAUCCUGAACUUAAAGAUCUGGACUCAAAGAUGUAUGAGGAGUGUAAAGUUGUGUUCAUCUUUGAUGGUCUGGAUGAAAGCAGAGUCACACUGAAGUUUUCAGAUGCUCAGAAAGUUUCUGAUAUAAAUGAGUCUUCAUCAGUGGAUGUGCUGAUGUCAAACCUCAUCAGAGGAGAUCUGCUCCCCUCUGCUCUCAUCUGGAUCACCUCCAGACCAGCAGCAGCCAAUCAGAUCCCCUCUGAAUACAUCAACCGUGUGACACAAAUACAGGGAUUCGAUGACCCUCAGAAAGAGGAAUAUUUCAGGAGGAGAAUCAGUGAUGAGCAUCAAGCAAACACGAUCAUUUCACACAUCAAAAGAUCAAGAAGCCUCCACACCAUGUGUCACAUCCCCGUCUUCUGCUGGGUCUCAUCCACUGUGCUUCAAAACAUCCUGAAACAAGAUAUCAAAUCAGAAAUCCCUCAAACUCUGACUGAAAUGUACAUCCACUUCCUGCUGAUUCAGAUCAACAUGAGGAACCAGAAGUAUGAAGAGAGAGAUCCAGAGAAACUCCUGAAGUCCAACAGAGAAGUGAUUUUGAAACUUGCUGAAGUGGCUUACAAUCAGCUGAUGAAGGGCAAUGUGAUGUUCUAUGAGGAGGACCUGAUUGAGAGCGGAUUAGACGUCACUGAAAGAUCAGUGUAUUCUGGGAUUUGCACUCAGAUCUUUAAAGAGGAAUCUGUGAUUCAUCAGAGGAAAGUCUACAGCUUCAUUCAUCUCAGCUUUCAUGAGUUUCUGGCAGCUCUCUAUGUGUUUUACUGCCACAUACACAACAAGAAGGAAGUACUGAAAACAUUUUACACAUGUGAGCAAUUAUCAUUGUACACGCUGCUUAAAGAAGCAGUUGAUAAAUCAUUAAUGACUGGACGCUUGGAUCUUUUCCUCCGCUUCCUGCUGGGCAUCUCACUGGAGUCCAAUCAGAAACUCUUAGAGGAUCUACUGAGUCACACGGAGGACAGCAGUGGGGCCAUAUAUUUAGUCUCAAUGUAUAUUACAGAUAAAAUUACUGGUGAUGAACAACUGUCAGCUGAUAAGUCUAUCAAUCUCUUCCUCUGUCUGCUGGAACUGAAUAAUCAGAAGCUCUACAAAGAGAUUCAGAGCUUUGUGAAUUCAGAUAAACUCUCAUGGACGAAACUCUCUCUCCCUCACUGCUCAGCAAUAGCUUACAUGCUUCAGAUGUCAGAUCAGAUGCUGGACAAACUGAACCUCAAGAAAUUCAACACAUCAGAUGAAGGCAGAAGGAGACUGAUACCAGCUGCGAGUAACUGCAGAAAAGCCCUAUUGUCAGCUUGUAAUCUCACUGAUCAGUGUUGUGAAAGUGUGGCUACAGCACUACAAAUAAAUUCCCCAUUAAAAGAGCUGGACCUGAGUAACAACGACCUGAAAGAUUCAGGAGGGAAGCUGCUCUUUGAUGCACUGAAGAGUACAAAAUGUCAGCUAGAAAUAUUGAGGUUGUCCAUCUGUAAUUUCACUGAUCAGUGUUGUGAAAGUCUGGCUUCAGCUCUUCAAUCAUCAAACUCCUGUCUAAAGGAGCUGGACCUGAGUAACAAUGACUUGAAAGAUUCAGGAGUGAAGCUGAUCGCUGAUGCACUGAAGAGUCCAAACUGUAAACUGGAGAAGCUGAGAUUAUCUGGCUGUAUGGUGACAAAGGAAGGCUGCUCUCAUCUGGCUUCAGCUCUGAGUUUAAACUUCUCCCGUUUGAGAGAGCUGGAUCUGAGCUACAAUCACCCUGAAGAUUCAGUGCUCAUUACUAGAAAGGAUGAUCCAAACUGCAAACUGGAAAAACUUUGUCUGGAUCACGGGGGAGAGAACAGGAUUAAACCAGGAUUACUCAAAUAUUUCUGUGAUCUCACACUGGAUCCAAACACAGUACACAAUCAGCUCUCUCUUUCAGAGAGCAACAAAAAGUUGUUAUAUAAUUCAAAACCCAUGUCACAUCCUGAUCAUCCAGAGAGAUUUGAUGGCCUUAAGCAGGUUCUGUGUAAAGAGCGUCUGUCUGGACGCUGUUACUGGGAGGCUGAAUGGAGCGGGGAGGGUGAUAUGGUCGUGUCUUAUGAAGGAAUCCCCAGGAAAGGAGAAGGUCAUGAAAGCAGGUUUGGAGCCAAUGACAAAUCCUGGAUUCUGAGCUGCUAUGUGCAGAAACUGAUUGUCUGGCAUUAUAAUAUAGGAACACACAUUCCUCCCCCAGCACCUCCCUUAAACAAAUUUGGCGUGUAUCUGGACGAGCCGGCUGGGAUUCUGUCCUUCUACAGCAUCUCUGACACAAACACACUCAGACACUUACACACAUUCAACACCACAUUCAAAGAACCCCUCUGUGCUGGAUUUGUGCUGUAUAACUCUUCAGUGUCUCUCUGUGAUGUUAAACAACAGGGUGAAUAG
Carassius carassius (crucian carp) is the source of this 3042-nucleotide messenger RNA. Its product is annotated as NLR family CARD domain-containing protein 3-like. The coding region runs from base 4 to 3042 and encodes 1012 amino acids. The transcript has 7 exons. Gene Ontology annotation, molecular function: protein binding. The record is from RefSeq and is a predicted model, not a curated record. NCBI's taxonomy places the organism in Eukaryota, Metazoa, Chordata, Actinopteri, Cypriniformes, Cyprinidae.